This is a messenger RNA of Aureococcus anophagefferens, 1180 nucleotides long. RefSeq lists its product as hypothetical. The transcript has 2 exons. The record is from RefSeq and is a predicted model, not a curated record. Lineage: Eukaryota; Pelagophyceae; Pelagomonadales; Pelagomonadaceae. The annotation marks the transcript as partial.
CAGUGGCACCGCGCACCGCGACGCAACGACCAUGCGCCACGCCCUGCUCCGCCUGGCCGUCGUGCUCGACUGCGCCGCGGCGCUCUUCCCCUUCCACGCCUUGAAGGGCCGCGUGGACCAGUCGUCCUGGAUCACGCAAAAAACGCCAACGGCACCGACGGGGGGCCUCUUCGGCCGGCGCGUCGGCGGCGCGCGCCAGGCGCCGCAGCGCUUCAUCACGCCGUCGCCCGCGCCGCGGCCGGCCGCCGAGGCCGACGCGACGAGCGCCGCGACGAGCUCGUGGGUCGCGCUCGCGCUCCUGCGCCAGGAGCUCGACGACAUGGGCGUGGCGCAGCACGAGGCGGAGGCGGCGCACACCGCCACACGCCAGGAGCUCGCGACGGCCCUGCGCAAUGCGACGGCCCUCGCCGCGGACCUGGCAAAAUCUGAGCGGCUCCGGCGGCUCGUGCAGCGAGAGGUGCAGCAGCUGCGGGAAGUGGCUCGCAACGCGACGUCGAAAGCGCUGCGGGCGGAGUCGUCCGCGAAGCGCGCGACGAGCCGGCGGCCCGCGACGCGCGGCGCGGCGAUGACGCCGGAGAAUCCGACGGCGCCCGGCUGGCUCGACGCGGAGGACGCGCUGUCGCCCGAGGCGCGCGCCGCGCGGCUCCGGGAGCGGAAGCCGCGCGAGGUCGCGGCGCGCCCGGCGGCGACGAAGCCGCCGGGCGCGCUGUCGCCCGAGGCGCGCGCCGCGCGGCUCCGGGAGCAGAGCCUGCGGACCCGCGAUUCCCAGAUCCGCGUGUACAAGAGCGCCGCGCCGCGGCGGCCCGCGGCGAUCACGGGAACCUUCCAGCGCGGCAUGACCGCCGAGGAGAAGCGCACGCCCCCGCCCGUCCUCGAGUCGCGCCACGCCGCGCCGCCCGCCGCGAAGAAAACGCGGUGGUCGCCGCUCGUCCCGCCGCGCGCCGGGAAGGCCCGCGCCGCAGCGCCGCCCGCUCCGCCCGCUCCGCCCGCGCCGCGGUGGUCGCCGCUCGUCCCGCCGGAAGUCUUCGAGCGCCGCGAGACCGGCGGCGGCGGCGCGGCCCGGCCCUCGGACUCGCCGCCCAAGAAGAAGUCAAAGAAGCUCGCCAGCGGCUCGGCGCUCUACCAGCAGCUGCAGAUAGCCGAGAUGGAGGCCGCGGCGGAGUUGGAGGCCGUGCGCCGC